UCAGUAGUAGAUGGAGAUGAUGAGAAGUUUGCGCCAUGUAAAUAUUGAUCAUCUUCAUGUGGGUUGGUACCAGUCGACCUUCUAUGGUUCUUUUGUCAGCCGGGCCCUUCUGGACUCUCAGCUCAGCUACCAGCAUGCCAUCGAGGAGUCAGUUGUGUUUAUAUAUGAUCCCCUCAAGACAGCCCAGGGUUCUUUGUGUUUGAAAGCCUACAGGUUGACCCCAAAACUCAUGGAGAUCUGUAAAGAGAAGGACUUCUCAGCAGAUGGGCUGAAGAAGGCUAGUGUGGGUUUUGAGAACAUGUUCGAGGAGGUGCCCAUUGUCAUCAAGAACUCUCAUCUCAUCAGCGUUCUGCUGUGGGAGCUGGAGGACAAAUCCACUGCUGCAGACAAACACGAGCUCUUGAACCUUUCCAGCAGGGUCGGCCCUCAGUGA
This is a messenger RNA of Sinocyclocheilus grahami, 433 nucleotides long. Its product is annotated as eukaryotic translation initiation factor 3 subunit H-B-like. Gene Ontology annotation, cellular component: cytoplasm; eukaryotic translation initiation factor 3 complex. Gene Ontology annotation, molecular function: metallopeptidase activity; protein binding; translation initiation factor activity. The record is from RefSeq and is a predicted model, not a curated record. The transcript is spliced from 4 exons. NCBI's taxonomy places the organism in Eukaryota, Metazoa, Chordata, Actinopteri, Cypriniformes, Cyprinidae. Bases 11 to 433 code for a protein of 140 amino acids.